Molecule: messenger RNA, 4218 nt
Organism: Anopheles moucheti
Lineage: Eukaryota; Metazoa; Arthropoda; Insecta; Diptera; Culicidae
Gene: unc-119
Product: protein unc-119 homolog
Exons: 3
Coding region: 245-1006 (253 amino acids)
Biological process (GO): lipoprotein transport; nervous system development; cilium assembly
Cellular component (GO): cilium
Molecular function (GO): lipid binding
Source: RefSeq, a predicted model, not a curated record
GUACGUUUCUUUUCGCAUUGUAAUAAAAUUACAAUACAGAGCAGACCCAGGAAGGAUUUCGCUGGAUAUGUGGCUGAUUUAGUGUAGUUUUUGUACUGUUUUGUUGCGAUAAUACUGGCACACCGAUAGAACGUGCCGUGUCGCAGUGGUUUCCAUCGAAUUAAGAGUAUUAUUCAACCAAGAAACCAGCCCCUUUACAUUCGUCCUCAAACUUCAUUUGGUGCUGCUGUGACCCAAUAAAACCAUGAGUGUGGUGGGCAAGAAGCUGAGCUCAUCGAUAUCGGGACAGGGGGCUGCUGAUGCUGAAGGGCCUUCGCCAAAGAGCCCUACGGCAGCAACCGGUGGCACUUCGGUGCAAAGCACGGUCACCCCCGAUUACGUGCUGCAGCUUAAUAAAAUUACCGAAGACUACCUCUGCACACCGGACGCGAACAUCUACGAGAUUGACUUUACGCGCUUCAAAAUUCGAGAUCUGGAGUCCGGUGCGGUGCUGUUUGAAAUAGCGAAACCAUCGCUCAGCGACAUCGCCCAUACAGCGGGAGCCGACAGCAAGACGAAGGAUUCGGUUGCAAGCACGACAAAUGAUGAACCUGCUGGAGCGCCAUCCGCCACGACUGCGGGAAGUGAAGAUACGGAGGAAACGUUCGAACCGAAUGCUGGCCGUUACGUGCGGUACCAAUUUACGCCGCAAUUUCUAAAACUAAAAACCGUCGGUGCUACUGUCGAGUUUACCGUUGGCAGCAAGAGUGUGAAAAACUUUCGCAUGAUCGAACGACACUUCUUCAAGGAUCGGUUGCUGAAAACGUUCGACUUUGAGUUUGGAUACUGCAUUCCCUUUUCUAAAAAUACUUGCGAACACAUUUACGAGUUCCCCGCUAUCCCACCGGAUCUAGUGAACGAAAUGAUUCAGCAUCCGUUCGAAACGCGUUCGGAUAGUUUUUACUUCGUGGACGGUUGCCUGGUGAUGCACAACAAGGCCGACUAUGCUUACAACGGUGGACUGUGAGCAGGUGUGUUUGUUUAGAGGAGCAAGAGCAGGAAUCGGUUUUGUGUUUAAAUUUUGGUAAUAAUUUUCCUCGAGAUUUGCUCGAGAUCUAGUCAAUCCGCUGCUGUUGUAAUAAUGUGAACGUGUGUUCGAGUAUGUGUACGUUUGUGUGCCGGUAAUGGAUUUCCUUUUGCACCGAUCAUACAUUGCGCAGCAGAAGCCGAACUACGUGAACCGCCGUUGAUGAUCCGACUUUUUACUCCUACUCUCACGCAUCUGCUGGGUGUGUAUGGGCUGUAUGCUGCAAUAAAUUGACCAAGGAACGUGAAUGGAUAGACACCCAUGGGGAUAGUGUUGAGGGAGGGACGAGUAAAAUUGUAAACAAACAUCGUCUCACCCUCGCCGGUAACCGCAGCAGCAGCAGCAGCAGCAAUACGAGAGUGUCUGAAAAAGAAAUCGAUGAAAAAAAAGAAACAAAACAGGUAUGUUAAAUAUAAUUAUUCUAUAACGAGCAGAAGAAACAGAAAAAAGGGAGAGAAAACAAAACAAAAAUACAAUUACCUACAACCCACAGCGAAACUCAUGAAAGACAUUUUGAAGAUUAUUUGUGUUAAAACGUUUUCUCCUACGUGCGGCUUUAACUAUUUAUUAUAAUAACUACCUAAGGAACGCUAGGGAAUUGGGAUCCCUGCGUCCCGAAGGAGGGAGCGAUAGAUAUGUCCCUAUCUGAUGCAAAACUGAGAAAUAGCCAGCAGCACACACAUACGUCUAAUCACCUUUCUUGCCUUAAUUAUCCGUUUGUUAUCGUUGGUGCGCGUAACUAUCGCCACGCCACAACAGCGCGAUGAAUGACGAUAAGCUCUUUAAUUGCAUUGCGAAACGUACGUAGAACAUCUUGCGUGAAGAAUUGUAUUUAAAAAUAGACCGCACGAAUGAAGAUACCGACACAGCACAUGGCAAGACGAAGCUGAUGAUCAUAGCGAUGGAAGAAAUUUCCUUUACGAUAGCAACAUGUGGAAGAUUUUACCAGACCAAGAUUGCUCUGAGAUAAGGAACAAAAAGUGGUACAUUUAUUCGUGGUUUUGGAACCGCUUCCUUCUGUUUAACCUCGUCAUGAUUUGCAUCGAAUGGCGAUAAAUGCAGGUAAAUUGCCCAAUGCCACUUGAAAGAUUUUCUGCAGCACUACAGUUAGUAGAAAGAAUUUGAUUUUGUUAUCUUUUUUGAAUGGACGAUUAAAGGUUACUGUAAGUUGUGGCAUAAAUAGGGCAACCACAAAAGCAUGAUCGUGUUUUGUUUGAUACCCUUUGAUGCAUAAUCUGAGGGCAUUCUGUUUACUGAUGUCGUUAUGCUCCUUCGAAUGGGAAAACAUUAUUGCGCCGCGGAAACAACACACGCGAUUUUGCGACCCUAACCGUAAGCAAUGCCUUCCAGAAGCCGUUUUUCCCAUUGUGUGUCCUUUGACCGCUACGCGGUUUUGUUUUGCCAUUUGUGCACAUCUCUUUCCCCCUUGUAACGCGGGAUUGGGUAAAGCAAAAACAAAAAUCGAAUAAUUUCACUUUCACACCCACAAAAUAACACCUACCCUUAGGAAAAAGGGGGGUGCCACCAUGUUGCCGCCAGUCACAGGGGUGACAAAUAGCAACCCCCGGCGGUAUUUGUUACUAACGGACGCUUUGUUUUUGUGCCAUUAUCCGCGGUGUUAUUCGCGUGACCACAGCGUAACAUGGUGCGAGCGAGCAAGAAGGGUGGCAGUUGGUGGUGUUAAAUUUCAACAUGUAAUAGGACUGUUUCCAUUUUUUUCUUAUGUGUAUAAUACCUUAUGCUGCAUGAACGAUGAGGUGUCUAUGUCACGAAACACGAGUGCUUUAACUUUUUAUCGAUUAUUGUUGGAACAGGUCAGCUGUAUAGUGCGAAAUAAUCAGCUUGGAACAGAAGGUCCCAUCCAUAUUCUUUGUUUGAAACUCUUUUGUAACUCUCAAAAGAAUCAUCCUUUUUCCGAUUGUUUGUUUCAAACGGAUAGAAAAGUUUUGUUUGAAAAGAGGGGAAUUUAGAAGAAGUAAAAUAAUGUUUGAUUAUUUGAAAAAAAAAACCCAUACUGCAAGCUUUAUUGCAACACAAAGCUAAAAAUAAACAACCUCACACACCAGUCAAAAUAUAAAAAUAGUAAUAAUAAAACCACAAAUCACAAAACAAUAAACACAACUAAUAGCAAUCGUUAUGAGAAAGAGAUAGUAAACGUAAAGAAAGCAUAUUAAACACAAUAGAAGCACAGAAACAAAUAUGCAAACCUCACGCACCAGAUGAAACUGGAUGAGAGAAAGAAACGUUCAAACUUAGACAACACCCGAUCCUAUAGAUGUUAAAGUGCUUUGAUGUUAAACCCAUAAGCCAGUAACAUGCGCUGGAAAGGAUGCAAAGGACUGAGUUUUAAACCUUCUGAUAUGAAUAUGAAUUAGACGAACGAAAUAAAUACAGCAGCACGAAUCUUAGUACAUACCAAAUCUAUCAAACGUCACGGCCACGAUCACUGACACCAGCCAACACCACCAUCACCGUAAAAAGCAAACCAGCAAUUGAGUAUUAAUUCGGCUGGUGUAUAAAAAUAGAUGUUCUACCGGAAGCAAUAGCAAACAAAAAGUAAACAACACGUAGCGCAAAAGUCGGAUGAAUUAAGGCUAACGUAGGACAAACAUUUUAAUCUCAGAUCGGAUCGUUGCAAAAGCAUGUUGCAUACUUGAGCGGCUCAGUGAAGUUUUAGUUACAAACAAAGUUCUUUGUGAUCGUGAAGCUCCUCAGUUUGGAAGUUCCAUUUCUAUGUUGGUGGUUAAAACAUUAUCCAUAUUUCGGUUGUGGAAUUAUUUUUAUAAUAACAAUAGAACUGAAGAUGAGAUGUCGUCCUACUAACAAUUUUACCAUCUAAUAUGUCUCAAGAACCGCUAAAAGUGAUCAAACGUACAGCAAAAAUGCUGGACCGGUUGAGAGAUUAUCACACGAUACGAACUCUUGUCUCAGAGCUACCAAGAACUAUCGAGAAUUAUGAAAAUAGCUACGAAGAAUGAACGCUCAUACGAAUAAUAAGUUACAAUAGAUCUUUUCAGACCUUUGGUUGCAUAAAUAUGCAUAAGUGCUAGUCUUAUAGAUUCAAGAAUUUGAAUGAAUCUUUGAACAAAAUGAAGAACUAUGAAUCUCUAUUCUGAGAGUUAAUGUCUGCUUAAAGAUCAAUAAAUCCUCAA